Molecule: messenger RNA, 789 nt
Organism: Trichoplax adhaerens
Lineage: Eukaryota; Metazoa; Placozoa; Uniplacotomia; Trichoplacea; Trichoplacidae
Exons: 10
Coding region: 1-789 (262 amino acids)
Biological process (GO): negative regulation of transcription elongation by RNA polymerase II
Cellular component (GO): NELF complex
Molecular function (GO): RNA binding
Source: RefSeq, a predicted model, not a curated record
AUGACCUCCAUGAUUUUGACAUUGCCACCAGCUUCAGCUGAAGAAGGUAAACUAUUAAGACGUAAGUAUGCAUCAUUUCCACUCAGCAAAGAAGAAUCUUUACUUAAAAAGAAAUAUGAUGAAGGCAAACGUAAGCCUGCACCGAAGGAAAAGACCAUUAAAUCAGCCAAAGAAACUUCAACGAUACCACUCAAACGAUCAGGAUCGUUAGAUAGCGAAGAAAUUAAGAGAGAAACGAUUAAAAAAUUACAAGCUUUAGGACGAGUAAACUCACCUGCCACCAAACAAGCUAUAAUUAGUGAAGAUGCUACAAAAGAGACAAAGGAUAGCACCUCAAAACCUGUGACGGAGGAACCCGAAGAAAACAAGUUAAUUCCCUAUAAUUUUAUCCAGGGUAAUACGAUCUAUGUAACUGGCCGCGGUAUUAGUGAGAUGGUACUAAAGAAAUCAUUUACUGAGUUUGGUCGUAUACUAUCAAUUAAUAUGGAAGCAGAAAAAAAUUGUGCCUUCAUAACUUUCGAUAGCUAUGAAGCGACAUCACGCGCUAUAAAUGAAAUGGACAAUACAACGGCCGGAGGCGUUUCACUGAAAGUAUCAUAUUCUAGAAAACAAAAUUUUGUUUAUAUACCAGAUAAAGUUGCUACUCAUUCUCCUUGGGCUAGAGCUGCUGCAGGACAAGUCGAAGUGCCGCUGUUAACUUUGUAUUUGAGAUUAUUGUAUAGUGUAUACCCUCAGACAUUCAGCAAGAUGAUAGCAGUUAAUUUAAUAGUCAUUGAGAAGGCCCUGUAA